GGGAGAGAUAAUAAUGUAUAUCUUUCUGUUCACCGUGUAUAUGAGCAUGAAAUGAGAAGCAGGCGGUAGAUUAACGCUAUACUUCUGGUAUGGAAUCUUCUGAACUUAGCCGAAAUGCGCAAAUUACUAUAGAUCUCCCGCGAAACGAAAUCAACGUGGAUGAAUAUGGUUUUGAAAGACCUCACGACUUUGAUUAUGAAACCUAUGAGGACUUUAUGUCAGAAUACCUCAAAGUGCUUGCUAAAAGAGCUAAAAAAUGGGCUGAAAUUAUUGGGGAAGGAAAGUCAUUACAACGAAAUAUUACAAUAAAAAGAUAUGUUCGUAAAGGUAUACCAGGAGAACAUAGAGGAUUAGUAAAAGUUUUACUUUUACAGGUAUGGCUGUCUGUCAGUGGAGGAGAAGAUGUAAAAAAUGAAUUUCCUGAUCUUUAUCAGAAAUUGUUACAAGCCCCUCAUAAGGAAGAAGUUGCAAAUAUUAUAAAAACUGAUCUCCCACGAACUUUUCCUGACAAUAUAUUUUUUAACAAUACAGAAAAUCAGCAAUAUCAAUUGUACAAUAUUUUAUUAGCUUUUGCUCAUCAAAAUAAAACAGUAGGGUAUUGUCAAGGUUUGAAUUAUAUAGCAGGUUUAUUAUUACUUGUUACAAAAAGUGAAGAAACAGCUUUUUGGUUAUUAAAGGUUCUAAUAGAAAAAAUAUUACCUGAUUAUUAUACACCAACAAUGGACGGCCUGCUUACAGACAUCGAUGUUCUUGCAGAAUUAGUCAGGAUAAAAAUGCCGGACAUUUAUCAACACGUUACAAACAUAGGUUUGCCAUGGCCAGUCAUUACAACAAAAUGGUUUGUGUGCUUGUUUGCAGAAGUAUUACCAAUCGAGACCACGCUGCGUAUAUGGGAUUGUCUUUUUUAUGAAGGCAGUAAAAUCAUAUUUCGUGUUGCAUUGACUUUGAUAAAAAGGAACAAAUGCAACCUACUUGCAUGUCAAGAUUUUACAACAUUAGCAGAAUGCUUUAAAGAAAUAACGAAAGACAGUAUUGUUUUAAAAUGUCAUGAAUUCAUGCAGAGUAUAUUUAAAGUACCUGGAUCUCUACCCGGCAGCACAAUUAUAAAAUUAAGGACAAAAAUAUCGAAACAACGCAUGGAACAAAACGAAAGCAAAUUAGGACGAUAGUAACGACAAAAGUUUUGGUCAACUAAAUGAUUCUAGUCAAUAUGUAUUAUUUGACUUCGAGUUCUUACAAAACAAAUACGUUCUGUAGGAUUGUAUUGUAAUGUUACCUCUACAGUGUUCUUGUAAAUAUAAAUCUAGUAUUAGAAGAACAAAUGUCAAUAAUAUUUUAUUGUAUAUUGAUUUAUAAAAUUUUAUACGUUUAUUUAUGCAUAGGAACAAA
This is a messenger RNA of Megachile rotundata (alfalfa leafcutting bee), 1389 nucleotides long. Its product is annotated as growth hormone-regulated TBC protein 1. Gene Ontology annotation, biological process: regulation of GTPase activity. Gene Ontology annotation, molecular function: GTPase activator activity; small GTPase binding. Lineage: Eukaryota; Metazoa; Arthropoda; Insecta; Hymenoptera; Megachilidae. The record is from RefSeq and is a predicted model, not a curated record.